Messenger RNA from Dama dama (fallow deer), 1576 nucleotides. It is a transcript of the gene CCDC63, whose product is annotated as coiled-coil domain containing 63. NCBI's taxonomy places the organism in Eukaryota, Metazoa, Chordata, Mammalia, Artiodactyla, Cervidae. The coding region runs from base 17 to 1576 and encodes 519 amino acids. Gene Ontology annotation, cellular component: axoneme. The transcript has 10 exons. Gene Ontology annotation, biological process: cilium movement; outer dynein arm assembly. The record is from RefSeq and is a predicted model, not a curated record.
GCAGCAAUUCCGGAAGAUGGUGGACAGUCGGAAGUCCUUUAACUUCCGCUCCCAGCGGAAGAUCACAAACCAGCACAAGGAAAUCAAGACCCUGCAGGAGGAGCAAGAUGAGAUCACCCUGCUUUUGAAUCUCAUCAAGUCCUCCAGGAACCUGGAUCUCAAUGAGAAAAACUACGUGGAACUGCGUUUCCUGCUGCAAACUAAGGAGGACUACGAGGCCCUGAUUAAAUCAAUGAAACUGCUGUUGGCUGAACUGGAUGAGAAGAUUGUUCAGAUGGAGAAAAAAAUUGUAACCCAAAGACAGAUCUUCACAAAAAUACAGGAGGCCAAUAACCCCCGGAAAUUGCAGAAACAGAUCCAUGUUUUGGAAACCCGUUUGAAUCUUGUCACUGUACACUUUGACCAGAUGCUGACCACCAACGCGAAGCUCCGGAAGGAGAUCGAGGACUUGAGGUGUGAGAAGGCUGCUUAUGACAAUGUCUACCAGCAUCUUCAUCGGCGCCUGUUGAUGCAGAAGAAAACAAUGAAUGUGGCCAUCGAGCAGUCUGCGCAGGCCUACGAGCAGAGGCUGGAAGCCAUGGCCCGAAUGGCCGCCAUGAAGGACCGCCAGCAGAAGGACAUCUCUCAAUACAACCUGGAGAUCCGAGAGCUGGAGCGCGUCUACGACCACGAAACCAAGCUCAAGUCCUUCUUGCUCGUCAAGCUGAAUGACCGUCUUGAAUUCGAGGAGCAGUCCAAAAAGGAAGAAGUUCUCAAGGCAAAGAAGUUUGGGAAGAAGAGCAAGGGCGAGAGUUUUGAGAGCUACGAGAUGGCUCACCUCCGGCUGCUGAAACUGACGAAGACUGGGAACCUGAAUCAGCUCAUCGAGGAGUUUCUGGCCAAGGAGGAGAAGAACUUUGCUCGGUUCACAUAUGUCACAGAGCUCAACAACGACAUGGAGAUGAUGCACAAGAAGAUCGAGAGAAUCCAGAAUGAGAUCUUGCACUUGCGAUCCCAGCAGAAAUCAUCCCAUGAUGAUAGCCACUCCAUCCUGAGAGAGCUGGAGGAGAAACUGAAGAAGACCACGAAGGAGGCAGACAUGUACGAGAACAACUACAGGGAGAUCAGCAAGACCUUGGAGUAUCUCAAGACCUCAGUGGAGAAUCUGUUUAAGAAGAUAAAUUGUGAUGCCACCAAGAUCCUGGUGCAGUUAGGGGAGACGGGGAAAAUCACGGAUACCAACUUCCCGCAGUACUUUGCCAUCAUUGAGAAGAAGACCAAUGACUUGCUGGUGUUAGAAUCCUACAAGCGGCUUAUGGAAAUGGAAGUGGCAGAGGCGGAGGUCCAGCCAUCCUUCCUCAACCCCUUCUGGGGCGGCUCCGCCCUCCUCAAGCCUGCAGAACCCAUCAAGGUCAUCCCCCCAGUGUUCUGGGCUGACCCCUUUAGUGACAAGUUGGAUGAAGUGGAGCAGCCCCUGGACCACAGCAGCCUUCGGCAAAUGGUGCUCAACCACUACACCACAAGAGAGUCUCGAAACAGGGACAGCAUACCUGAAAAAGGGGACGAGGUGAAGUCCAAGAAGAAGGUAACAGUCUAA